CCUCUCUCGUGAAUUGCUUUCUUCUUUUCACUCAUACUAAAACAUCUCUCAUGGAAGCCAAAGUAGAUUAUACCCAGGACGGUAGUGUCGACUUUCGUGGCAGGCCUGCGAUUCCAUCUAAAACUGGAAAAUGGAAGGCUUGCGCUUUCCUUGUUGGCUACGAAGCAUUUGAAAGGAUGGCCUUCUAUGGUGUUGCUUCUAACCUGGUGAACUUCCUUACUACCCAACUUCGUGAAGACACUGUUUCAUCUGUUAGAAACGUGAAUAACUGGUCAGGAUCCGUGUGGAUAACACCAAUUCUCGGUGCUUACAUUGCUGAUUCUUACUUGGGUCGCUUUUGGACUUUCACCGUGUCGUCUCUCAUCUAUGUAUUGGGUAUGGUUCUGCUUACGAUAGCUGUAUCACUCAAGAGCUUGAGGCCAACAUGCAGCAAUGGCAUCUGCAACAAGGCUUCUGCCUCACAAAUUGCAUUCUUUUACACGGCUCUGUACACUAUAGCAAUUGGAGCAGGUGGAACAAAGCCUAACAUUUCAACCUUUGGCGCAGACCAGUUUGAUGAUUUCAAUCCCAAUGAGAAAGAGAUUAAAGCAUCCUUCUUCAACUGGUGGAUGUUUACCUCAUUCUUGGGCGCUUUAAUAGCCACUUUAGGCCUGGUCUACGUUCAGGAGAACUUGGGAUGGGGAUUAGGCUAUGCUAUUCCUACAGUUGGUCUCAUCCUGUCCCUUGUUAUUUUCUACAUAGGAACUCCAAUAUAUCGCCACAAAGUCAGGACCACCAAAAGUCCUGCCAAGGACUUCUUCCGUGUCCCUGUUGCUGCCUUCAGGAACAGAAAACUUCGGCUUCCUAGUGAUCCCUCCGAGCUUCAUGAGCAGGAGCUCCAACACUACAUUACCAGUGGAAAACGGCAAAUCUUACACACCCCAGUUUUUAGGUUCUUGGACAAGGCUGCAAUAAAGGAAAGCAACACAGGUUCCUCUGCAACUCCAAUGACGGUAACCCAAGUGGAGGGAGCCAAGCUCGUAUUAGGCAUGCUGCUGAUAUGGCUAGUAACACUUGUUCCUAGUACUAUUUGGGCACAGAUCAACACUCUGUUUGUAAAACAAGGCACAACCUUGGACAGAAACCUUGGCCGUCACUUUCGGAUCCCAGCGGCCUCUCUCGGUAGUUUCGUGACCCUCUCCAUGCUCCUCUCUGUGCCAAUGUAUGACCGUUUUUUCGUACCAUUCAUGCGCCAGAAAACUGGCAACCCCAGAGGAAUCACCCUACUCCAGAGGCUUGGAAUUGGAUUCUCAAUCCAAAUCGUGGCCAUUGCAAUUGCUUAUGCAGUUGAAGUUAAAAGAAUGCGUGUGAUAAGAGCAAAUCACGGAGUAGGUGCAAACGAAAUAGUCCCCAUGAGCAUAUUUUGGCUAUUGCCUCAGUAUGUUCUGAUUGGGAUAGCAGAUGUGUUCAACGCCAUUGGAUUGCUUGAGUUCUUCUAUGACCAAUCCCCAGACGACAUGCAGAGUCUGGGGACGACGUUCUUCACAAGUGGGAUUGGUGUGGGGAACUUCUUGAACAGCUUCCUGGUAACAAUGGUUGACAAGAUCACGGGAAUGGGCGAGAGAAGGAGCUGGAUCGGGGAUAAUUUAAAUGAUAGUCACUUGGAUUACUAUUAUGGGUUCUUGUUGGUGACCUCGAGUGUGAACUUAGGGGCAUUUCUCUGGGCAUCAAAUAGAUUCAUUUACAAGAGAGAGACUGCAAGCGCGAAAGACGGUCUUUGUCUUGAAAUGGAGGGUAACCAAACACUGGACGCAUCUCUAGGAUUACAAGUAUAAAAACUCAUGACAUGAAUGCAGGCCAAGUUAAUGCGCCAUCUAUAGUAUCAUUGAGAACUAUAUAUGUGUACAACUUUUUUCCCAAUUAUUGUUCUCCUUGUCUUGCUAAUUAAAUUUCAAGUGCCAACGUGUUACUAUGAUAUAUAAUCACUUGUUAGUUAAGUAGGAUAUCCAUCUAAAAAUGUUAGCUUUGUGUUUCCUAAGAAAGAAGGCCUAAGAGAACACUCUUGGAAGUUGUUGAACGUGAUCUCUUAAUUAAUAAUAUUUCUAAAAGCUUAAUAAAUGAUAGAGCACAAUGGCGUCUUGCA
Messenger RNA from Prosopis cineraria, 2122 nucleotides. RefSeq names its product protein NRT1/ PTR FAMILY 5.1-like. The coding region runs from base 51 to 1814 and encodes 587 amino acids. The record is from RefSeq and is a predicted model, not a curated record. The transcript is spliced from 4 exons. Gene Ontology annotation, molecular function: tripeptide transmembrane transporter activity; dipeptide transmembrane transporter activity. Gene Ontology annotation, biological process: transmembrane transport; dipeptide transport. Gene Ontology annotation, cellular component: membrane. NCBI's taxonomy places the organism in Eukaryota, Viridiplantae, Streptophyta, Magnoliopsida, Fabales, Fabaceae.